CAGCGCUCCCUCUCAGCCCCAUUGCCGAGGUCCCGUGCCCCGAUGGAGCCGGAAGAAAAGAAGAUCUCGGUGUGGAUUUGCCAGGAGGAGAAGUUAAUCUCGGGCCUCACCAAACGCACCACUUGCUCGGAUGUGGUGCGGGUCCUUUUGGAGGAGAGCAGGCAGCGGCGCAGGCGGCGGCAGCAGCAGCAGCAGCCGCUGCAGCUGCAGCAGGCAUCGCUGCAGGAGUGCGGCGGGGGGAUGUUGUCGGGGCUCCCGCAGUCUUACUGCAUCGUGGAGAAGUGGCGGGGCUUUGAGAGGAUCCUGCCCAACAAGACCAAGAUCCUGAGGCUCUGGGCGGCCUGGGGAGACGAGCAGGAGAACGUGCGCUUCGUGCUGGUGCGCAGCGAGGCCUCCUUGCCCAACACCGGACCCAGGAGCGCCGAAGCCAGGGUGGUGCCCAGCAGGGACAGCCCGGGAUGCCACGGCUUGGGGGUUACAGCCCGGGCCAGCCUGGCUUUGAGCCAGGAACGGCAGAGGCGCGUGGUGAGGAAAGCCUUCCGCAAGCUGGCCAAGAUCAACAAGAGGAAGGGGCAGCCGCAGCUCGAGGAGCCGCCGGCCAAGGAAGCCCCGGCGGGCGAAAGGAUGGAGACUCUGGUGCAUCUGGUCCUUUCGCAGGACCACACCAUCCGGCAACAGAUCAAGCGGCUCCGCGACUUAGACCGGGAGAUCGACCGCUAUGAGGCGAGGAUUCAUUUCGACCGCAUGAAGCGCCACGGAGUCAACUACGUGCAGGACACUUACUUGGUCGGGGAAGAGCCGGAGCCCCCCGCGGGCGAGCAGGAGCUGAAGUCUCCCGCAGGGGCGGCCCCGGCAGCGGCAGCGGCGGGGGAGUUAGAGAAGCCGGCGGCCGGCGGCGAGGACUUGGAGGAGUACGCGCGGAAGUGCGAGCAGGUGGCUCGGGUGCAGGAGCAGUGGCGCCGCCAGGAGGAGCUGAUCGAGCAUUUGGCCGGCGAGAUCCAGGAGGAGCUCAACGAGCGCUGGAUGAGGCGGCGCCGGGAUGAGCUGGCGGCCGCCAAGGGCUCCAGCGCCAGCCUCUCCGAGACUGACUGCAACACCACCGAGCUGAGCGGCGGCGGCGGCGAGCUACACGUGGAGCAGGAGCGCGUCAAGACGCAGUUGAGCACCAGCCUCUACAUCGGGCUGCGCCUCAACACGGAUUUGGACGCCGUGAAGUCGGACCUGGAAUUUACACAGCGCGCCUGGGCCGAUAAAGAGCGGGAAUUGCAGCGCCUGCUCGAUUCCCUGGAGUCCUUACACGAAACGGCGGUGGCAGACGAGGACGAGCGACGGGGCCUCCCUUUCAACCCGGGCGACGAGCUGCCCUCUUCGGUCCCGAUCACCUCGGGAGAUUGGGGUGAGGAAGCCGCCCGGAGUUUGAGCAAAGACCGCGAGGAUCGGGAAGACGAGGAUUCCGACACGGGUUUAAGCUCUAUGCACAGCCAAGACUCGGACUCGGUGCCUGUGUGUGAAUCCCUCGUGUAGCACUCCCCCCCCCCCCCGCUCUCUCUCCUCCCGGGCUUUUCACAUCAUCUCAGGGACUGCAAAGCUGUGUGUCCCCCCCCCCCCCCUGUUUUGACCUUCGGUGCACCAGUUUCCAUCGGCGCAAAAUGUUUGGAUUAAAGAGUUCCUGCUUUUCCUCCCGUUUCUGAUGUAUUGCAAUACAUUAUCAUAAUGCAGGAUCCAAUCUGGGUCGGUGACCGGGACCAUGUUGAUAGUUCAUU
Notechis scutatus (mainland tiger snake) is the source of this 1763-nucleotide messenger RNA. NCBI's taxonomy places the organism in Eukaryota, Metazoa, Chordata, Lepidosauria, Squamata, Elapidae. The record is from RefSeq and is a predicted model, not a curated record.